AUGAAGUCGAGCAGAUCCAGCAAAAGUAAAUCGAAGAGUAGUAGUGGCGGUGGCGGCGGUGGAGGAAGCAGUGCGUGGAGCGAUUGGAUUUGGUCGAAUGAGUACCAAAAAUACUACAUGCGUCGAACGAGGAAUGGCCAGCUGGAGUAUCACUGGCAAGAAGUGCAAGCUGCUCAACAACAGCAUGCUGAAACGGUUCCGCGCGAGCAGCCGAAUGUGGAGGAGUUGACAAACGGCUUUGACAACCUCUCAACCUCCCCUUCCUUGACAGAAAGUGAUUAUAGCUAUGCUCCACAAGGCGAGGAAGGCAUCGAUGCCUCUUAUGCAUACCCAACUUCGUCGACACCUUACGGCACUUCGAGUCGGUCAAGAAAGGGCAAGGAGACAGCAUACGAAGACCAGCCGCAUGAUGGGGAGGAGACCCAACCCGAAGAGCCAGCCCCACCGUUGGACCCUUUCUGGGGUGCCGAGCAGGAGGCUCCUCAGGGUUACAUGCCAGAGCCGGCUGCGCAUCAGGAUCAAGAUUUAGACUCUGGAUACGGGACAACAGACGCAGAUGGUUACGAUCAUAACGCAAUCCUGCAGGAAGCCUUGACGGAGGCAUACGGUCAGGAGAGUCAAGGCGGACCGUCAACCGAGCCAGCAUAUGGUGGGCUUUGA
Messenger RNA from Colletotrichum spaethianum, 660 nucleotides. RefSeq lists its product as uncharacterized. Bases 1 to 660 code for a protein of 219 amino acids. The transcript is spliced from 4 exons. NCBI's taxonomy places the organism in Eukaryota, Fungi, Ascomycota, Sordariomycetes, Glomerellales, Glomerellaceae. The record is from RefSeq and is a predicted model, not a curated record.